Messenger RNA from Tripterygium wilfordii, 1442 nucleotides. Its product is annotated as craniofacial development protein 1. The record is from RefSeq and is a predicted model, not a curated record. Bases 137 to 1030 code for a protein of 297 amino acids. The transcript is spliced from 5 exons. NCBI's taxonomy places the organism in Eukaryota, Viridiplantae, Streptophyta, Magnoliopsida, Celastrales, Celastraceae.
UUGGUAGAGCGAUUUUACCAAGCACUACUCCUCUCUCACCCGCACUCAUACCGACAGCGAGUCAGGAGCCCUAACGCGGAGUCUUCAUAGCAUUUUUCGCAUCCGUUUCGCUUCCGAUCUCUUUCCCGACGACGUUAUGAACGCACGAGUGGAAGCUUUGUGGGAGCAAAUGAAUAAGGAAAUACGUAACAAAACUGCCAAACCCUUUGUAGACGAGCGUAAUUCAACUGUGAAUAUAACUUCAGAGAAGAAGUCUGAUAAUUGGGUGAGAUAUUUGGGCUUGGUGCCUAAGGAGGCAACAUCCUCUGGGCAGGAGAGACAACGGCAGGGAACUGGUGUGAUUCAGAAUAGCACCAGUGAUGAAGAGAAGAAAGUUAUGGCCUUGUGGGAGAAAAUGAAUAGAGGAGUAUCGAAUAAGACACUUAAAUCAUCUUCAAGUAAGACUGGUCCAACUGCAGAUAUAACUUUAGAAAGACCAUCUGAUAAUUGGAGGUCAUAUCUUGGCCUGGCCCCCAAGAGGGCUAGAAGCCUUGAGCAAGAUGCAUUGCAGAAGGGACCAAGUGAUGUGCAGAAUGGCACCAGUGACGUGGCCAAGAGACUUGCUGCUACUGCUCUUGCAGCAGUUAAGGAUGCUGCAGUUGCUGCAUCAAAUAGGGGUAAAAUAGAGAUUACAGAGGUUCGGGACUUUGCAGGACAAGAAAUUGAAUACAAGAAGCUUGUUGAUGAGGACUCAAAGGAAGCAUUUGAAAAGAUCAAAGCUCCUGCACCAUCUGCUGUUGAUGCUGUUUUAGAGCAAAUUAAGAAGAAACAAAAGCUCAGUGUCCUUGACAAGACGAAGAAGGAUUGGGGAGAAUACAAGGAGAACAAGGGAGUGGAAGAGGAGUUAGACGCUUACAAGAAGAGCUCAAACCAGUACCUGGAAAAAGUAUCCUUCUUGCAACGAGCGGAUGUCCGAGAAUUUGAGAGGGAGAGAGAUGCACGAUUGGCUCAACAAGGCAGGAGGAGACCAGACAUGCGGGAGGAUCCAUGAUUUUGUGAUUGUUUUGGACUGCUCCUCCAUGAAAUUUGCUCUCUCAAUUCAUGGAGAUAGUGGGAAGGCCGGAAAAUGUAGAAAGGAAAAGAAAAACCUUGUAGGCAUAUUCUUGAGUACGUCACGAGUCUUUGGUAUCGACUGGGGGCCUGGUGAAUCGGUGUUGUGAUUGAGAAGGUCCUCAGUAUGCGUGUGGUUGAGGUACAUUCCAGCUACAUAGUAACAGAGGAGAAUUAUCUGAAUUGUACCUUUUGGUCCUCUCUGCUUGAAGUCCAGUCGAUCCACUUUUUUCCUUGUUUGUAAUUGUAUUAUGUAUACCCUUGUUAUUCUUUAGCAUUAUUUACUUGAUGCAGCCCGGCUGUAUGGGCAUGAGGAAUCGUUUGGUAUUAAUCCUGUCAGACAUUGGUCCGUA